Messenger RNA from Abrus precatorius (Indian licorice), 1301 nucleotides. RefSeq names its product protein PLANT CADMIUM RESISTANCE 12-like. The record is from RefSeq and is a predicted model, not a curated record. The coding region runs from base 217 to 963 and encodes 248 amino acids. The transcript has 5 exons. NCBI's taxonomy places the organism in Eukaryota, Viridiplantae, Streptophyta, Magnoliopsida, Fabales, Fabaceae.
CUACGCACCCCCAACAACAACAGAACAGAAGAAACCUCAGCCCCCAAAAAAAGCAGAAUAAGAAAAUAUUCUUUCUUCUUUUCCCUGGAACCCCAUAAAGCAUAAUCACAAAGGGUGUCUUCAAAAACCGAAAUUUCAUUGGGUUGCAUAUAAAAGGAGGUAUCUUUGGGGGGAAGAGAAGAUAAAGGUCUAAGCUUUGUUUUGGGUUUCGGGGCAAUGGGGGAUUUGGAGAAGAAAGAGAGGGUGGAAAAGCGAAGGGAAGAAAAUGGGGAGGAAGAGAAGGAGGGGCUUUUGGAGGGUAUGGCGGUUUUGGAUUUUGACAUGCUUUGUUCCUCUGUGGCUUUGCAAAGCGCGCAUGGGACUUGGGGGAAGCUUGGGGUUGGGGAUGAGGAACAGCAAGGUGGGGUUUUGAGGAUGUGGGAAGGUGAACUCUUCGAUUGCUUUGAUGAUCGACAUAUCGCCUUUGAAUCUGCAUGUUGUCCUUGCUACCGAUUUGGGAAGAACAUGAAGCGAGCUGGUUUUGGUUCUUGUUAUAUUCAGGGUGUAGUUUAUUUUCUUCUCGCUAUCGGUGCCUUUCUUAACAUCAUUGCCUUUGCUAUCACGAGGCAUCACUACUUUCUAUACCUGUCAGUUGCCUUCUUUGUUACUGUUGGAGCAUAUUUAGGAUUUUACCGAACUCAAAUGCGAAAGAAAUUCAACAUCAAGGGUAGUGAUAGUUCAUUGGAUGAUUGCGUGUACCAUUUUAUCUGUCCUUGUUGCACAUUAUGCCAGGAGUCGAGAACGCUGGAAAUGAACAAUGUUCAAAAUGGCACGUGGCAUGGUCGGGGUGAUACAAUAUGUAUAGGUGGCUUAAGAGAUGGAAGUAAAGCACUCUAUGAGUUACGUCCUCCUCCUAUAGAGUCCAUCAAGCCUACCGAUGAAAAUUGCAUGGAAAAGAGCAUAAAUGUCAGUAAUGAAUCUUAAAACAAGGUAGUGGGGAGAUUUUGAAAAAAUGGUUCUUCAUCUGAAUUGUCUGCACUGCAUAUUUCAUUCGGAGUUCUCAUCUCAUAAAAUUUGAUGGCCAAGACAUGAAUGUAAUGCUUAACUUUUGGGUGGAGAAAAAAGCCCGUUUUUAAAACUAUCCAAGGAGGGAGGGAUAUGUUAGUUUGCAAAUGUGCAUAUAGGGUAUGCUAUUCUCACCUAAUGGGGUCUUAUUUUUACCAAACCCCUGUAGUAUAGAUUCAUCAGUGUUGAAAGAAUGCCAUCUUUAUUGUUGUACUAUUAUAAUGGAAACUUAUGCAUGCUCUCAUAUUGCCCACUUU